Messenger RNA from Olea europaea var. sylvestris, 1916 nucleotides. Its product is annotated as interferon-related developmental regulator 1-like. NCBI's taxonomy places the organism in Eukaryota, Viridiplantae, Streptophyta, Magnoliopsida, Lamiales, Oleaceae. The transcript is spliced from 13 exons. The record is from RefSeq and is a predicted model, not a curated record. Bases 342 to 1676 code for a protein of 444 amino acids.
GGCCAAACAUGCUCUUAAAUUGAAAUCUCCCAUUUAUAAAGUGUCCCAUUUUCAUCUGAGAUUCUUCUCUAUUUUCUCUAACCGCUCAAAUCGUCUCUACGCUAGAUUCUCUCCUCAUUAAACCAAAUUCUUUAAUGGAUACAUUGAUCAUCGAUUCAAUUGAGAAUUUGUUGUUAUAUUUUGGCGUUAAUUGUUCUUCAAUUCAUUCUGAAUCCUGCAAUUUUCUUGUUUCUAUAGCUUCUUUUCAUCGUCCAAUUUCUAGUCAUUCUUGUAUCGUUUCUUUUUUGCGUUAAUUAGUUAAUAAUAAUCGCCAGUGUAGGUGCGAAGAGCAUAGCGACACCAUGGGUAAAAGAAGUUCUCAAAAAAAGAAUGUUGCUAUGUUGGAUAGUGAUGAUGCAUCUAGUGUGAGCUCAUCGUCAUCAACCAUGCAGUCAGAAAAUAUGGUAUUCUCAAAUGUUGAAGAAGUGCAAGUGGAUAAAGAUAGUUUACUUGAUCAAUGUUUAGAUGCUCUGUACGAAAAAAGAGGAUCUACAAGAGAGAAGGCUUUGUCGUCAAUUAUUGAAGCAUUUAAUAACAGCUUACCGCAUGAGUUUGUUGAAAACAAGUUUGCUACACUUCUGCAUCAAUGUUUGAAUUCAAUCAAGAAGGGUUCUGCCAAGGAGAUUGCUUUAGCAUCUCAUGUCAUUGGACUUUUGGCCCUGACAAUUGGUCCUGGAGAGAAAGCACAGGAAAUUUUGGAAGAAUCUCUAUCUCUCAUAUCAGAAGCUCUGAAAUCUCGUUCUGAACCAUCCAAGAUAUCAUCUUUGCUGGAGUGUUUGGCUAUUAUUACUUUUAUUGGCGGAGAAGGACCGGAGGAAACAGAGAAAUCAAUGCAAAUAAUGUGGCAAGUGGCUCAUCCAAAAUUGGGUCCCAAUGUGGCUGCUGCUAAACCUUCACCAGCUAUGAUAACCACGGUUGUGUCUGCUUGGUCAUUUCUCCUCACUACUGUGGAUGGAGGGACGUUCAAUUCCAAAAGUUGGCAAGAGUCAAUUUCAUAUUUUUCUUCUCUUCUAGACAAGGAAGAUAGGUCCCUACGCAUUGCAGCUGGUGAAGCACUUGCUUUAAUUUUUGAGAUAGGCAGCUUGGAUAAGUUCUCUGCUGAAGCCAAAGGAUCUAGUGACAUUUCCACUGACGCAGAAAAUGGUCAGAGACAAUUAGUUCACAUUCAGGGGUUAAGGACUAAAGUUUUAAACCAAAUGAGUGACCUCUCUGUUGAGGCAGGGGGGAAAGGUUCUGCCAAGAAAGAUCUCAAUAAUCAGAGGAAUAGGUUUCGAGAUAUCGUUGAAUUUCUUGAGGAUGGCCGUACUCCAGAGACCUCAGUGAAGAUUGGUGGGGAGUCACUAAACACUACUACAUGGGCACAGCUGAUACAGUUGAACUUUCUGAAACAUUUUCUCGGGGGAGGAUUUGUGAAGCAUAUGCAGGAGAACGAAUUUCUUCAUGAUGUCUUCGGCUUCAUGCCAAAGAAAAAGAUUGCUUCAGGUGUCGAGCAUCGCAUGUCUGGAGGUGAAAAGAGGAUGUACAAAUCACCUAACUCAGCUCUCAACAAGGCAAGGACUCAAUUCCUAAACAAACAACGGAUGUUAUCCCAGGACAAAAACGCAGGUCACUAUGCGGUUGGGUUUGGCGACGAAUGAAAGUUGUUGGACGGCUCUUGAUUCUUCUCUUAGUUAAUUCAGGAACCAAAUUGCCUUUAUCAUAGUGAAAUACUGUGGCAUAUAUCAUUCUUAUGGGCGAUGCAAGAUGAUACUUGAGCAUUUUGCACAUCGUGCUGGCUGAAUAAUUCUUUGUUCAAACUUGAGAUGUGGUUAAAUUUCAAUUGAAAGAUUCGUAUGCUUGAUAAUUACAUUUUCAGAUGGUAGUAUGCUUUUCUUACA